GUUUUAGAAAGUUUACUUUAAUUUUGUUAUUUUUAUCAACUUUAUGACUUGAUUUUAUAAAAGAAUUAAAAGUAAAACCGCUUGCAUACGAAUAAUGUCAAGAUAAGUUCAGUAAAACGCCAUUUUGACGAGGCAAAAACCAUUAUCAGCCAAGCCCCUUAUUAUUAGUGCUAAUUUAGUUCAAUCAAUUUAUUACGGAGACAAACACGUACUUUUGGUGUCGGUGAUAAGAUUACCAGUUGCUGUUUAAUUUUUUGUGGAUAACAUAUAGCUGGACUAUACAAGAUGUCUGUACUAAGUAAUUUCACCGUGUCUAUAGCUAAAGGAUUAAGACGUCUCCGUCACAAAGAGCUAUGCGAGCAGGGCUACGCCAGCCGCAAGCACUCGCACGAGCCGCGCCUGAAGAUGCAGAAGUGUCUCAUCGUCUCCAAGGUGACCAGAUACGAGUAUGAGAAACACAGCCACGACAACAUAUCAGACGGCGAGCUGGAGAAGGUUCUGCGCAUGCGCGGCUCGGACUACGAGGCCAUGAUCGCGACGCACCGGGAACAGAAAGCCUUCGAGGAGGGCGUCGCCAGCAGCCUCAAGAAUAUGGGCAUUGAGGUGGAGAUGGCUAGCAGGCUGACGUACAACGACGAGCUGAUCGACUGGUGCGACCUGGUGGUGCCGUGCGGCGGCGACGGCACCUUCCUGCUCGCCGCAUCCCGCGUACGAGACGCCAACAAGCCAGUGAUAGGGUUCAACAGCGCGCCGCACAAGUCCAUCGGGCGGCUGUGCCUGCCCACCUGGUGCUCCAACGACGUGAAGGGCGCGUUACAGGCGCUCAAGGAGGGCAGGUUCAGAUGGAUGCGGCGGUCGCGCGUGCGCACCACCGUCACCUCCGAGCCCUCGCUGCUCGACACCAUCACGCCCAUAGACCUGCACACGCUGCACUACUCCAGGUAUCCGCCAGUAUCGAACCCGCUCGAUAGCCAAGAAGCGAGGACACAGAAUUUCACAAAAGAGUCCAGCUCUACGCUCGCAACUAAAGCGUUGCCAUUUCUAGCACUUAAUGAGGUGUUCAUAGGCGAGAGCGUGACGUCACGAGUGUCGCUGCUGCGGCUGCAGAUCGACAACGGCAAGUGGACGCACACCAAGAGCUCCGGCCUGUGCGUCACCACCGGCACCGGCAGCACGUCGUGGCAUUACAGUAUAAACUGUCUGCGGACGCACUCGGUGCUGGACCUCAUGCGGACGCUGAAGGAGGAGUUCGGCGUCAACAUGGACGUGACGCUGGAGAAGGCGCGCGAGGUCGCCGAGAGAUACAACCAGAAACUCAUGUUCCCGCCGGAGAGCAACCAGAUGGCGUACUCUGUGCGCGAGUACAUCACGUUCGAGGAGUGGCCGGCGCCGCGCGGGCUGCGGGGCCGAGACCGCGCCGACAGCGUGCGCGUGCGCUCGCACUGCGCCGACGCCGGUCUAGUCAUAGACGGAAGUGUUUCGUUUCCCUUCAACGACGGCACGGAGGCCCUGCUAGAGAUUCACCCUGAGGACUCUCUCAUGACCGUGCAAAUGGACGACGCGCUGCCCUACUGAAGUGUGACGUCAGCAUGCUCGACGACGUCACAUGGGCGAUGGCCCAUAGUUCAGUGACCCCUUGUGAUAUUCGCAAUAUUUACCUAUAGUCACGUUUCAAAUUAUAUCGAGAUUAAAAUAGAGGGCAAAUGUAAGUGCUACUUCAUAUUGGAAUUUAAUCUUAUCUGGUGAUACCACGUCGAUGGAUCAAUUGCGCUGUAGCGUAAUUUGUUACGGAACAAAUAAUUGCUAUAUUAUUAUUAAUCAUAAGUUAAUUGCAGAACAUUAUUUAUAUCAAAUUACUGUCAUUUAAUUUUAAGAAUUUUGUUUUUUUUUAUGUUGUUGAUAUGAAUGACAAACGUUUUCUACUUACUGCAUAAAGUAGACGAAUAAUUUUAAGCCAGUUUAAUAAUUGCUAUCCAGGUUGUUACAUGAAGCAUGAACAGAAUUGAAAAUCGUCAAUAAAAGUCCUUUCACAUUAUUUUAAAACUUUACUAUUGUAAUAUUAUAGACCAGGGGUCACCAAAUAGCGGACCGCCGACCCAUUGUGUGCAGACCAAGCACUUGCUUGCAGCAAUUACACUCCAAACAUCAGAGAGAUAAUUAGCUACAAACACUUUUCUCAUUGUAUGUAAAUAUGUAAAUAAAUACCUUUAUAAAUUCCGCAAUUACCUAUGUUAAUGUUUUUUUUUUUUAUGUGUAGACUGCGAAGGUCAUUUCAUUUCUUAAU
This is a messenger RNA of Aricia agestis (brown argus), 2284 nucleotides long. It is a transcript of the gene Nadk2, whose product is annotated as NAD kinase 2, mitochondrial. NCBI's taxonomy places the organism in Eukaryota, Metazoa, Arthropoda, Insecta, Lepidoptera, Lycaenidae. The transcript is spliced from 11 exons. The record is from RefSeq and is a predicted model, not a curated record. Gene Ontology annotation, cellular component: mitochondrion. The coding region runs from base 286 to 1575 and encodes 429 amino acids. Gene Ontology annotation, molecular function: NAD+ kinase activity. Gene Ontology annotation, biological process: NADP+ biosynthetic process; NAD+ metabolic process.